GGAACAUUUUACCACCUAUCGGAAGCAGACGACGACGGCAGUUGCACCGAGGACGUGAGGUAUUAGCGGUACGACCAUUAUGUUAACAGAUGCUAUUAACCAGCAUGAUUCGGAGCAAUGGGACAAGCAGCAGCCUGUGUCUUUAACGGAGCAACGAUAUGUGCCACUGCCUGAGAAACAGAAGAUGCAGCUACCGGAGGAGAUGUCACUAGAACCUCCCAUUCAUUCAGAUCCCCAUCGAAUCACAUCACAAAGCAUUUCUUCCGUCUCCAAUUCCGGCGGACCUGCAAGAGGUAUUAUACAGAACGACACUACAUCUCUGACAGUUGAUGUUAAAAUGGAACCUGACAACGAUUUAAUUAAUUAUGAAGUUGAGCUCCUCAACAUGGACACAGUGUCGUAUAAAGAAGAUACCGGACCGAGCCCAGAACUCGAGUCGUCAGUAGCGCCAAAGCCAGAUAUAAUUGAUCCAGGUCCCGAAACUGAUCCACAGAAAACCAAACGUAAAAGACAGAAGCCAAAAGCAUCAACAUAUAGUGAGUCUUAUCUGGAGGAAACAGUUAACCACAUCAGAAACGGUACAUUGCUAGUGACUGCUGCUUCGAAGCUUACCGGCAUUCCGCGAGCCACCCUGCAGUAUCGGCUGAGUCCUGGGUUUAAAAAUAAGGGUACACCUGGACCACAUAAAAUAUUCUCGACGUAUGAAGAAAAUGAAAUAGCCAAGUGGAUCAAAGAUAUGGUACAAAAAGGAUUUCCCAUUACGAAGAGUCGCAUAGAAUACAAGGUUUCAAACUAUUUAAAGGCUCAUCCCAGAAAGACCCCGUUCAAAGACAAUAAGCCAGGGAAAUCAUGGUCCAAUUGUUUCAUCAAGCGCAACCCCGAUCUAAGUAUAGCGAAGCAUCUAAGCGUGAAAGUAACAGAGCAAGAUAUACGAAACUGGUUCGGCAGUGUUCUAAGCUAUCUGAAAGAUAAUCAGCUGGCAGAUAUUUUGAAAGACCCUACGCGGAUUUUAAACGCCUGCGAAGCGGGAUUUGCCUUACACCCUACCUCAAAAGGAGUAGUGGACAAGUUUCACAAGAAAAAUGUGUCGUUCAUUGAAACUACCAACGGAGACCAUAACAUGACAGUGAUGUUUACUUUUGUUGCUAAUGGAAGUUUUGUUCCGCCGGGCGUAGUCCUUCCCAUGAAGCGGUUGACUCAGGAUACCCAACAAUCAUUUCCUAGUGAUUGGGGGCUGGCAACGUCCGACAACGGGUGGAUAGAUGUGCGGAACUUUACGCUAUACAUAAUAAAAGUACUGUACCCAACACUUGUCAAACGAGGCACCCAAUUUCCGGUCCUAUAUUUCGUGGAUGGUCACAAAUCCGAAGUAGCAUUCGAGGCCGCUGAUAUGUGCAAACAAUACGGCAUCAUUUUGAUCGCAAUGUAUCCGAAUGCUGCACAAAUCUUCCAGCAAUCUAAUGUGGCCGCAUUCAAACCGCUUCAAACAACUUGGGUUAGGAUUGCUAGCAUUUGGCGAAUUGAUCACAAAGAGGAACGAAUGACGUUGGCCACAUUUGCGUCACUACUUGAAGAAGCAAUGGAUAAAUCAUUGAAAAUAUCAACAAUCACGAACGGAUUCACUAUUUGUGGAUUAUAUCCUUUCAAUUCAAACGCAAUAGAUUUCAAGGAAUAUUACAGAGUAUUUGGUGGAAACCCAGCGUCUAGUAUUGAAGGUAUUGCCUACACCUCAAAUAUUACAGAUGAUACAAAAGAGAUGCCAUGCGAUUCUGUUGGUACAAUGGGCAUUCGAGAUGAGUCAAAUGAUAGGCAAAUAGAAGUACCAGAAAACGUCUUGAAAACUGCGCUGAAGAUGUUGGGUCCAUCGAAAAUAAAUCUUUACCAAACAACUCAAGCAGAUGAUUUGUCUCACGAGGACAAAGUACUGUCCUAUGUCUAUAAAAACAUUCUGAUUUUGGGAGAAUACCCGACAAGCCUAGCUCCGCAUGACGAUACUAUAAGCCUAGAAUUUGAUGUGACGAUGGAUAUCAAGGCUGAAAAUGAUUCCGAAGAAUCCGCCGAUAUUAUUGUGAGAAACUGUGAUAAAACAACUGGCAAAGUAGCUGAGGGAACAUCCACAUCUGGGAAUUGCCAGCAGAAUGAAAUCAACUCGAACUAUGCAGGUGAAACCAGUAAUGGCGCAGUUUGUUUCGCUAAGGAACACAUUUGCAGUUUUCCAAGGAUAAAUAUCCAUUUCUGCCCGGUGGCAAACAAGACAAAGUAUCAUUCUUGCUUCCUGGAUUUAACUGGCAUGUACAUAGCGUAUCUCGACGCUUGCCGAAAAUCUUCCCAAGAACCAGUAUCUAGUAAGGUCUACAAUGAAAUAUUGCUUAAAGAACGAACCAAGGAUCCGCCGUUGCCAUCCAGGUGCGAUGACUGCCAACAUGUGGAAAAAAUCGAUCUCGGCGAACUCAGUUGUGCAUUUUUGAACAAAUGAAUGGACAGAGCGGAUAUUGUAACGGAUAAAUAUAAGUGAACAACUACU
This is a messenger RNA of Ochlerotatus camptorhynchus, 2524 nucleotides long. RefSeq lists its product as uncharacterized. The transcript has 5 exons. The coding region runs from base 80 to 2476 and encodes 798 amino acids. The record is from RefSeq and is a predicted model, not a curated record. Gene Ontology annotation, cellular component: nucleus. NCBI's taxonomy places the organism in Eukaryota, Metazoa, Arthropoda, Insecta, Diptera, Culicidae. Gene Ontology annotation, molecular function: DNA binding.